Molecule: messenger RNA, 1365 nt
Organism: Cucurbita maxima (winter squash)
Lineage: Eukaryota; Viridiplantae; Streptophyta; Magnoliopsida; Cucurbitales; Cucurbitaceae
Product: aspartate aminotransferase, mitochondrial-like
Exons: 5
Coding region: 846-1193 (115 amino acids)
Biological process (GO): biosynthetic process; amino acid metabolic process
Cellular component (GO): mitochondrion
Molecular function (GO): pyridoxal phosphate binding; L-aspartate:2-oxoglutarate transaminase activity
Source: RefSeq, a predicted model, not a curated record
UUUUGCAAACAUAUACUCGGGUAACAAAGAAAACGCAUACCUAGUUUAGAUCACUGUUAUAAAUAAUUUGUUAAAAUCAAUGACAAAGAAUAAAUGGACUUUUCUAAGAAUGUUUUAAGGAUGUGAUCUUGAUAAAUGUUCUCCUACGAUGGCCAGGAACCACGAACCUCUAAGAUGGUAUGAUAUUGUCUACUUUGAGUAUAAACUCUCAUGGUUUUACUUUUGGUUUUCCCAAAAAGCUUCAUACUAAUGGAGACGUAUUUCUUACCUAUAAACCCAUGAUCAUUCCCUUAAUUAGUUAAUGUAGGACUCGCUCCCAACAAUCCUCAACAGUUAGUUCUUAUUUGAUUUAAAAUUCUCCCGAAUGUUCUUUCUUUUUGCUCCAUCCUUGUGCUCACAACCGAACACAUGAACAAUGGCGAGAAAUUUCGAACCAAUUAAUGUGGUUGCAAAUAAUUUGAUGUUACGCGUUAACAUUGCAUGAUGAUGGAGAGAAUGAUGUGACUUGACUCCAACUCGUGACAUAUCACUUUCCCUUUGUUUGACAUGGAGAUCUUGAAGGGAUGCCAAAGUUAGGGAGCAACCCGUCGUUUCUGGACAAGCUUCUAUCAGGCCCACCACUACAUAAAUAAAGAGAUCCAUAUACCAGUCAUGAGCGAUAGCGAAGCAGUCUAAGGCGCAAGGUAGGAUCGAAGAGCUUAGUGGAAAACACUCAGGAAAGGAGCAGAUCAGGGGUUGUGUGCCCUCUGCCCCAUCUUACUAAUAAUAAUGAAGGGCUUUGAUGCCAGCAAGCACCCUUGUUAUUGUUGGAGAGGUUUGGCUUGCCCCUUGUAUAGGUUGGAGAUAUGGUGGUAGGUUGUGCUCAAUCAUUUGCGAAGAAUAUGGGUUUAUAUGGACACAGGGUUCGUUGUCUAAGUGUUCUUGGCAAAGUUCAACAGCAAGCCAUGAUAGUAAGAUCUCAGCUUCAGCGACUGGCCAGGGCAAUGUAUAGCAGCCCUCUCAUUCGUGUGAAGGCUGAAUGGAUUGAAGAACUGAAGAUGCAGGUCGGAAUGGUUUGCUAUUCUGGUUUAAACUGUAAGCAGAUUGAUCUGCUGGCUAGAGAUUUUGGUGUACAUAUGAACAGGGAUGGACAUGUGAGCCUGGCAGGUAUAACGACAAGAAAUGUUUAUUACUUACGUAGAGUAUCAAGUUAGCAAUUAUGAUCUAAAAUACUUAAACGUCUCUAGAUGUAUUUGAUGACAUUUUGUUGUUCAAUUUGAAGAUGAUACGAAAACUCUAGCCAAUUGAAUCUAGGAAUUCUUAUGGAUACAUGAACCCUCGGAUCACAAAUGCCACAACCCUCCCAAUCAAGGUGAUUUCAUUACA